Messenger RNA from Arctia plantaginis, 516 nucleotides. The record is from the annotation of a GenBank genome assembly. NCBI's taxonomy places the organism in Eukaryota, Metazoa, Arthropoda, Insecta, Lepidoptera, Erebidae.
AUGUCAAGUGGUUCAAUUUCGCGAUCAUACUCCAAGAAAACCAACAGUUUUCCUCAUGGUUUAGACAAUUCAUAUAUUCUUCAGAAAAUGUCACAAUCAACUAAGACGAUGGGCCAAAAAGGUGUUUUGUCGGAACUGCUGAAAUCCAGAGAGAGACUGGACCGCGCGUUGACUUUAACAAGGACACCCCGUGAAGUUCGAGCUAACUACGGCAACGGUAUAACAACAUCAAACUUUAUACCUAGAGGACAGUAUCAACCAUAUGAGAAUAACCACGGAUCUGUAGUAAGCUCCGUGGUUUCAGAGAUAGUUCCUAAAAGAAGUAAUCAUAAUCUAGGUUCGAUUCGUGGAACAUAUAAAAAUAGUUAUGAUGAUGUUGAUGGGGAUUUUAAUAUUGAGAGAGGACCACGUAAUGGCUACGAGCUUGGUCCAGGUCAUGGCACUCUUGUGAAAACUUGGGAUCAAUAUCUAGAUGAGGAUUACUAUCUUAAAGUGAUACCUUUAAAGAAACAAUAA